Molecule: messenger RNA, 6370 nt
Organism: Electrophorus electricus (electric eel)
Lineage: Eukaryota; Metazoa; Chordata; Actinopteri; Gymnotiformes; Gymnotidae
Gene: ccdc141
Product: coiled-coil domain containing 141
Molecular function (GO): protein kinase activity
Source: RefSeq, a predicted model, not a curated record
GCUGCCCCAGGACUGCACGAGCACCGUUCUGGAGCACAGCCGCCAUCACAGAUGAUCCGGGACCGGACCCGCGGUGUGGGGAGGAGUCUCGGCCUCUGAUGACGACACUGCUGCUUUAAUACAGUUCUCUCCCCCUCCACCCCCUUCCCCCGGGACAGAGAGCACUCUUUGUUUGGGUUUGAGCGCCUGCCGGGACAUCCGCAGAGUACUGGUGAUAGGAACAGUGGAAUGUAAAUUCUAGAUUGCAGCAGGAACGUGGAUUACUCUGUGCCUGCAACAGCUUGACCAUCCUGGUUGUUGGACGUGCGGGACUCUGAGGACAAUGUCCAGCGAAGGUGACCCACGAGGUCAGCCAUCCACUACAGCGCUCAGCACAGUGGCAGUGCAGGGAGGAGACACGCAGAUUGUUGUAGCUGUGUUGAAGUGCGGAGACCUCGUGCAGGUGCAGCUGACAGAGGCUCGUCCGGGCCUGCUCGAGAUUGGCUCCAACCAGCAUGAGGCCAAGAAGCUUUUGGAAGGGCACGAACAACUCCUGGCCAAACUCAAGAGAAAUGAAGGGGGUGUGUGGACCCUGCUGGAGAAGGCGGAUAAGACAGCCGAGGAGAAGCAGGGAGAGGAGGUGGUUUAUGAUGCCAUGGCCCAGUCUCUCAGCAAGGCCUGGAAGACCUUAGUCAAGCACCUGGAGAAACGACGGUCACUCCUGCUCCUCGCCUGCCAGUUCUACGACCGGGCCCUGGAGUUUGCCACCAAGCUGGACGAAGCAGAGAUGUUUCAGCACUCAGGCCAGCGGUGCAGCGGAUCAGACUGCCUCUGUGACCUCAGACAGAGACUCAGCAGCACGAGGAGGGGUCUGCUGGAGACAUCUAUCCUGAUGCUGAACAAGGGCUCUGAGUUGCUGGAUUUUCUGCGAGUCUUGGUGGAUGAGGAGGCACUGCAGAGUGGAGGAGGUGUGGGUAGUGCUCGCAGCAGUUGUAGGAAGGUGGAAGACCUGAUGGAGCUCCUGCAGGACCGACGCAGGCAGGUCGACCAGCGCAUGUCUCAACAGUUCCAAGACCUGGAAGUAACUCAGGCAAUCCGCCAGUGGGAAUCACAGGAACAGGAGGUAAUGCACUGGUUCCAGGAAAACGCUGACAUGUUCUUGGAAACCAAUCAGUUGGGCUCAUCGCUCUCAGAGAAUCAGGAGUUAUUGCGGGAGCAUAAAGAGGCUGAACUCAAAGUCAAGGACUGGAGCCUCCUGGUGGAGCAGCUGCUCCAGAAAGCAUCUGAGCUGUUAGCCUCCGGCUCCGGUGCUGAGCUCGAGGCCGUCUCAGAGAAGAAUCGAAAUCUCCGCACCACGCACGAGCGUUUCUGGAGUCUGAUGAUGGCCCGGCAAGGAUAUCUGUAUGAGAGCAACAAUUUCUUUACCAGCGCUAAUAAAGCGUUUGAAGUCCUGGCAGCCAUUGAGAGCAGCAUAAAGAGUUUAAAGAUGCAGGCUGUGCCAUUGCCUGAGCUGGCAGAGAAGCACGAGGAACUCUGUCGCCGUGCGGAAGAUGCAGCCACUGGCGCCCUGGGCAAGGGCCAGCUCAUCCUCGCCAAGCUCACGUCAGACGGUGGCCAGGUGGCGGUGGGUGUGCAGAGGCUGAUGGGAUACAUCGGAGAGCGGGUGGAGGGGCUGAGGCAGCAGUGCCAGGCAUCCAGGGAGCUGACCGAGAGACGGCGCUACCUGCUGAACUCAUUCGAUGAGCUCGAGGACAAGAUCUCUGGCUGGAUUAGGAACAGUAACAGAGUGCUGACUGACAGCACAGAACCCGGAUGUUGCCUCUCUGAGACUGAGGAUGUGCUCAAUAAACAUCUGGAGAUCUCCACAUACAUGCAGCGUGCUGUGAAGGAAUCCGAGGCCACCGGAAGAGUGAUGGAAGAGAUGAGGAGGCUGGAUUCACCACAGGCAGCGGAGCUCUGCAUCAGGGCCUCCGUGCUGAGAGAGCAGCUGCAUGCACUGCAGAGGAGGGUGGCCGGGCGGAUGGAGAGCCUCGGCCCCUACACCGGCUUCUUGCGAUCCGCUGGAGAGGUUGAAGAGCAGGUUAAGAUGUUGCUGGAAUGCUAUAACAGCAGACCAGAGACAGAGGAAGAGAAUGACGAAACAGGUGCCCCCGUGAAGGACAUCAUGGAUACAAGAUGGCAGUUGUUCCUACAGAAGUUCCUCUCCAUGCAGGACCAGGGAAACAACUUCAUCAACUCAUCUACCAUGGUGAAUGAGACUCUGAGUCUGAAUGUAAGAGCAGCAGUGAGUGUGGUGGAGAAGGUCAUGGAGAGUCUGAGUGUCAGGAAAGCUGAGCUUUCAGACCUGUGGACGUCUUGGCAGCUCCGCUACAGUCAGAUGAAAUCUGUGAAGAAACAGUGGAAAAGAUUCAAGGAUCAACUGAAAAAGGUUACACAUGAAUUAAAAUGCCUGGACAGUGUUAUUGCUCCGGCACACAAAAUUGAUCCGGGAAGUGAUCUUCAGGUUGACCCAGGAAGUGAUCUUCAGGCUGUGUCCAAGCUGCAGGAUGACUUCAGCCCAACCAAAUCUCAGUUUUUGCAACUGAACGCAGAAGUGGAAUUCCUGGUUAAGACGGCGGAGUUGCUGGCACUGAAAGGAAUUCCGAUGAAGGAAAAGAAUGAGAAGACUGGUGAGCUCCUCCAAGUGCACCAGCACGUGAGGGAUAAAAUCAGAGAACAUGAAACACUUCUCAGCAUGGCUGUCAAAUUCCUUCAGCUUUACGAAGAGCUAGAAGGCCUACUGAAAACAGAACCAGUGAAGGAAUUCAGUGAUGUAUGCCAGGCCAAGAUGCAGCUCAGUCAGCUCCAGGAGAAACAGAACCACGUCCAGCACCUCUACAAGCUGGCCACCUCACUGUCGGCCGAUAUUAACAGCACCAUCCAGUGUUCGCCAAUGCUGGUGACCUCAGUUCAGGAUAAGAUGGAGCGUCUGCAUUGCAGUACCGUGAGCUGGGCUGCCCAGGUCAGCCGCUACCAGGAGAGUCUCCUGAACAGCAUCCACUACUGCGUUUUUAAAGAGGAGCUUACUGAGCUCAGAGAGUCUUUUAAAGACAUCAAGAAGAAGUUCAACAAUUUGAAAUUCAACUACAUGAAGAAAAGUGAGAAGUUGAGAAACCUGAAGGCUGUAAAAAAUCAGAUUCAACAAAUUGAGAUAUACAUAGAAAAACUGCAGGUUUUGAAACAGAAGCUACAGGCUUUUACUGUGAAGGUGCCCAGCAGUGGUGAGAAGCACCUUAUCGGCUGCAGCCCCAGAGAGUUAGAGGAUGCCACCAAUGAGCUGCAGAGACAGGUGGGGGAUUUUGACAGGAUGGUGGAGGAGUACAAGCAGAACUUGGACCUCAACAUGAAACUACAGCAGGCCAUGGAGGAGUAUCAGUUCUGGUGUGAUGAAGCGAGCUCCACCAUCGUGAGGGUGGGCAGAUACUCGUCUCAGUGUAAAACAAAGGGGGCCAUCAGCAGUCUGUACAAGCAGUUUGAGAAGUUCAUCUUACCCACAGUUCCACAACAGGAGGAACGCGUCAGGCAGAUCACAGAGCUGGCGGUGCGCUUGCACGGUGCCGAGGAGGGGAAGAAGUAUAUGGAGAAAACUGUUAACAAGCACAACGAAAUAGUGGAAUCAAUAAAGGAACUCUCCAGUGGUCUUUUAGACCUUGAAGCCAAACUACAGGCAGAGUCGCUGAAAGAGCAGUUCACUGAGGAAAACAACAGAUAUGACACCACUGAAACGCCAGAAGGGAAGGAAACGGGCCACACUCCUGAGAUAAUUGGACCAGGCAGCGCCAAGGAUGACCCAGACACCAGCAAAUCAGAAAGCAGGAACCCUCAGCUGGCCGGGGCACAAAGCCAGAUGAACUACCUGCCAAACAAGCUGCACCAGGAGCAGCACGAAGUGCUGUCUGAGACACGCCGUUAUACGCAGGAGGCCUACAUGAAAACCAGCACAGUGCAGACCAUCACCAGCCAGUCCACAGUGGAGAGGAAGGAGCAGACUCGCACCUCCUCCUCACACACACACACAGUUUGUAUAUCUGGCUUGCCUACAAAGAGAGACAACAAGGUCCCUCCAGGACAGCGUGAUCCCUCCACUCUCCAGAAGACCAAGAGCCCAUCUCAGAACACGCCCCCACCAUCUCUGCCAACUCUGAGUGAGAUGUCCACAGCACCUGGCUCUUCAGAUGUCCACAGGGAGUUUCCGAGUGGAGAGAAAGCACCCACAGCACUCAGAGUCCAGCAUGGCAGGCUCCGUGGUGCUAGUGGGCCGUACACCGCUACACACACGAUUCACAUCGAGUCUAAGAGAGAAACCCCUCUCCCAGCAGAAGAAAUAUUCUCUAGAAGUGCACCAGACUCAGGGAUGCCCACUGAUGGAGACUGCCAUGAUCACCUGACCGAAGAGUCCCUCUCCAAUGAUGAAUAUGAGUGUGCCUCUUCGGACGACAUCUCUCUCCCCCCUCUCUCUGAAACCCCUGAAUCCAACCUGGUCCAGUCCGAGAACGACCUGGACGAUGGAUACUGCUUAAGCUCCCACAGCCUGCAUGUAAACCAGUACAGCCGACUGUCCCACUGUCAGCAUGGGGAGGUUCCUGAGGGCACGCCCAGUCAGGCAGACGCCUGCUUGCACUCUGGCCGUUUCAGAGCGGAGUCAUCCUCCUUCGUCCCCAGCCCCCUGACCGUGCCCACGCCUACCCUGGUCUCCAGCACCAUCUCCAGCAUCUUAAAGAGUGGCAAGCUUGUGCCAACCCUGCCAGUAGAUGGCGUCACAGCGUGCCACCAAACCCUUUACUCCAUGCAUGAGAGCAGGACCGAAACACAGGAGUGUGUGCAUGAACCUGUUCUGGCCCAAAACCCCACUGCUCAGGCUGGUAACAUGCAUGCUCCCCCUAAACCAUUAACCCCUGAGCAGGAACAAAAGUCCCGCAGACCCACGGCUGUCCGUGAGGAAAUCAGGCGUGCGGGAGCCUCCAGGGCCGUGGAGAACCUAGCAGCAACACACGGCCCUGACUUCUUCAAACAUUUGUCUAAUGCCACUGUAAUGGAGGGCUCUCCGGUGACCCUGGAAGUGGAAGUCACUGGAUUCCCUGAACCUUCCUUAACCUGGUUCAAGAACGGGCAGAAAGUGCACAGUGACACGGAGCGCGUGUCGCUAUCCUGUAAAGAAGGCAAGCAUGUGUUGUUCAUAGAGCGCGCUACAGAGACAGACUCGGGCCAUUACGUGGUUAGCGCCUCGAACUCGGCCGGCGCCAUCUCCUCCAGCUCUGUACUGCAGGUCAAAGCUCCUGGAGUCACCCCUCACUCCCUCCAUGGACAGAAGCGGCGGGAUUUAUUAGCAAGAGAAAAAUACCGCCUGCAGGAGUCUGUCUCUGCAAGCGAUGAUGAAUCUCACAUGCUACGCCUGAGGAAUACAGACACUGUGGUGAAAAGCCCAAAUGACACUUGUGUCUUUCUAAAGAGAUGUGUUGAGACAUCAGAUUUUGGAGUGUGUGUUUGUGUUACCAAAAGCACAGAGAGAGGAGAAAGCUGUCCUGCUCAGGUGAUCCUCGGCGACGCCAGCCUAGAACCAGUGGAGAAGCCUAAACAAGAACCUGAUGGAGAGGAUCUUGUGGAGCCAGUCAGCUCACCCUGCACCUCUAAAUCGGCUAGGAUGGAUACCGUAUACAGAGUUGGAAUACCAGAGCCAGGAACGCAGGAAUAAGGACUUGGGAUGUGGAUUUCACUGCUGAAGCUACGCAAACUCCAGAUAAUAAACCAAUGCUAAUUGCAAUAAAGAAACAACUACAAGACCUUUUUGAACUUACAUGUACAAUUAUGACACAUAUUACAUAUGAUCACAUCCAAAACCGUGUAUAAAUAAUGCAGACUUGGUGUGAUUAGAAAAUACAAUUCUGUUUUUGUUCUCCACAAGUCCACUAUGUUUUUAAUAAUCACAAGUCUGUACACUUUGUCCUGUACCUCUACCUUUAUUAAACUCUCUUUACUGAUUCUCAGAGUUUCAAUAAUGUGUGCCACCAUGUUGUGUUACUCAUAGAUUCCUUCUCUGCUGGUCAGUGGCUAUCUUUAACUUGCCUUACCCUUCCUAUUUUAGCAUGCUGAAACCCCCCCACUGUCUAUACAUCCAUAAUGUUAGUUCUUAAGCUUGCAGUUACUUUGGCACAUUUUUAAUUUGGUGGAAGCCAGGUGCAUUGCUGUCUUUGUAAACAAGAGUGUAACAGCUUAAUAAACAUUGUGACAUGCCUUUCUCUCCUCCUUACAGUCGGUGUAAAAAAACUGGGACCCAUGAUCUGAUAGACAGGAAGUAUAUAUCUCUCUGACCUUAAGGACACCUCAAAAACUAAAAUAAACAAUGUAUUGACUA